AUGGGCGAUGGCGGCAAGUGGGUGUGCGGCAUGUCAAGAUAUGUUGACUUCCCGGCCGACAGGCAGUGUAUCAUUUACUCCUUUGGUGUUCGGGACGAGUCAAGCUUUGAGAACGAAAUGUUGAGCCGAACAAACUGCACCGUUUGGGCAUACGACUUCUCGGUUGUCGACUUUGGCGAGCAGCUUGAGACCUGGAACCGCGAUCGCGCCCACUUCCUUCAAGCUGGCAUUGCGGGCAAGACAGACAAGACGAAGAGCCCCCCGUUCUACAGCAUUGCGGAGCUUAUGAAGAUGAACAAUCACGAGUACAUUGAUAUCCUGAAGAUGGACAUUGAAUUCGCCGAGUUUGAGGCCAUGGACGGCCUCAGCGACGACUUUCCCCUGGCCCAGGGACUCGAGCUGCCCAUCGGCCAGCUGAUGGUCGAGAUUCACUUCUUCAAUGGCUUCACCUCGAAGAACUACCUGGACUGGUGGGAACGUCUCGAAGCCCGCGGUUUGCGCCCGACCUGGACCGAGCCGAACCUGCUCGCCGUCACGUUGAAUCUCGCUGGUGGCAAAGACCCCAUCCUGGCCGAAUACACGCUAAUCAACGCUCACGACAAACGAAACAUCAUUUUUGGCAACGUGGAUUGA
Molecule: messenger RNA, 633 nt
Organism: Verticillium alfalfae VaMs.102
Lineage: Eukaryota; Fungi; Ascomycota; Sordariomycetes; Glomerellales; Plectosphaerellaceae
Exons: 3
Coding region: 1-633 (210 amino acids)
Source: RefSeq, a predicted model, not a curated record